This is a messenger RNA of Paramacrobiotus metropolitanus, 4640 nucleotides long. RefSeq names its product PR domain zinc finger protein 15-like. The coding region runs from base 233 to 4087 and encodes 1284 amino acids. The record is from RefSeq and is a predicted model, not a curated record. The transcript has 11 exons. Gene Ontology annotation, cellular component: transcription regulator complex. NCBI's taxonomy places the organism in Eukaryota, Metazoa, Tardigrada, Eutardigrada, Parachela, Macrobiotidae. Gene Ontology annotation, biological process: regulation of DNA-templated transcription; transforming growth factor beta receptor signaling pathway.
AGUAUUUGUUCUUGUGUUUGUUUCGUUUGUUUAGAUUUAUCAUUAAUUUGUGUUUAUGGAUCGCGUCAUUGACAGGAUCUUGUCAGUGACGUAUGCAUUUUAUUUUGCAAUGGUUGUUAUUGACAGAGUCAAGCACAGUGGCUAACGCCUAACGGUUUACUGAUAAUUUUGGUGGGAAAAGUUAAAAACUUAAAACCGUAAAACGGCGAACAGUGCUGCGAGGAACGUUAAGAUGACUGACUGGGAGAGCAACAAAACUUCCUCACGGAAUAUGUCGGCUACUGCUGGUGAUCCUGAUUCGGAAUUGAAGAAAACACUCUUGAAGGGAGGCCGUCUAGCCCUGAAGGUGCAACCCCCGCGUGGCUUCGUUAUGCCGCCGCCAGUAAUUCGGCCCUCGUGGGCCGUGUCCAAAUUGACAACUGCCUCCACAUCCAAAUGCUCUUCCCCUUCGUCAACUGAGUCAGCGCUCAAAGUGGCAGGAGAGCGCUCUUCGAAGCCCAAGAAAACACCUGCGUCGCCUGCUGUUGAAGACGUGGAUUCAGCGCGGACUGAGCGGGGAGAGUUUUACUCUUGUGACGAUGAAACGGACGCGUGCCCUAGCAGCAGCAGUCAGCAUUCCACCGCAUCAUCGGAAGGAAACGCUCUCAGUAGUGUUGCUGUAUCAGUUUCAUCUGCAUCCCCUGCAACGAGUGGGAAAAAGCGCAUGAAGAAAGAAAAGCCCGUUGAUAACUCUGUCCAGUUGGCCGAAAUCGUGGAGCGUCUGGUUAGCCAGCGAAACCCCGCCGUAGCGCUGACAACGACGCAGACUGCGUUGAAGUCGGUGGUGAGAGCUUUGGAUUCGCAGAAUCUCUAUUUGGAAACUUUCAUCACGGCUGUAGAGAAAGGAGUGACGCAACCGACGGGGUGCAUUCCCAUAAGGAAGGGACAUGUCGGGGGCUCGCUGUCACAUAUUGCGCUUGUGCGAAUUUUUCGGUGGCCACGUGUUUGGCAAGCCAAUGUUCUCCCUUCUGGAAUCUGUGCCAUCAAACCCUCAGAAACUUGCUUGAACCCGUACCACUAUGAAAACUCAUCAAGUAAGCCCGAGCAAAAAAAGCGUCCGAAGAAAUCUGAGGAUUCCGUGGAAAAUUCUACGCUUAAUGUCACUCCCAUGGAUGUCGUCGAGCCUAGCAUUGACGAAUCUGGAGAAUUUGCAUCAAUGGUUAUUCAAACCGAAGCGGCAGCGGCAGAUGUUCGCAAGAGUGAUCAAUUUCCAGCGUUGCUUCAUCUUCUUCCUGGCGAGAUGGACGAAGAAGCACCGCUGGAGGCGCAGAAGCAGUGCGGCGACCGUUGUUGGAUGCCGGGAUGUGAUGUCAAAGUGACGGGUACCCACGAUCAGGAGAAUCCACGAUAUUUUUUCCCUUUUCCACCUCUCGAAGAUCCUUUGUACGAGAAGUGGUUGGUGGCGGGUGGUCCGACUGCUGUCACCCCGCAUGAUAGCGCAAAAAUCUGCCAAGCGCAUUUUCGCAAUUCCGAUUUGAGAACGAAGCCUCGUAAGGAAGGAAAAAAGUCCUGCCACUUAUCUGCCCGCGCGGUGCCCAUUCCUCAGAUUAUGUCGUGGAUGGUCAGCACGGAUGCUCUGCCAGAUGUUCCAGCGGAAGCAGUGAGGCUGUCGGUGCGCAAUGUGACAUUCGUCCAGGCCGCAAGUGCUGAUUGUGGUGAUUCUGGUCCGUCGAAUAAGGACGUUACCUUCGUAAAUCAUUACAAUUUUCCUACGGAAGUAAACGAUAACAUUAUGGGGGAAUCCGAUGAGUCUCCAUUGCUGGAGAGUCUUUUUAAGCCUGGUUCUGAUCCGAUGAAAAGUAUUCCGGCAAAACAAUGGAAAACGGAAAGAUUUUAUUGUCCAUCCUGUCUGGCUUCUACUGACAAUCCUUGUUGGGCGCAUGUUGAACCCGUUCCUGAUACGUAUGUUGUUCCCCUGUCAUAUGCUAGCGUGCCAGGAAAUGUGUCCAUUGAAAUGGGUGAUGAAAUUCGAGUGACUGCCAGAGAGAUGAUUAAGCCGCAGACGAUGUUUGGCCCGUUCGUUGCCCCCGCAUCUUUCCGAUCAUCCCCGUUUUUUAGUGGAAACCAGACUGAGUUCCUUCAACUGGAAUCGGAUCACAACUGCAACUGGCUUAAGCAUGUGCGAUUUGCACCGUCCCUGGCUGAACAGAAUACUGCCGCUUGCUUCUGGAGAGGAGAUGUUUACUUUGUCACUACUAAAGCGCUUUUUCCAGGAACGGAAAUGAGGGUCGGUUAUUCCAAGGAAUAUGCUCAAGCCAUGCGAAGAGCCUCGAUGAUGGACUCGCGACAGGACAUGCAGCCAAAUCCCAUCAGUGGACCUACUGAUCGCAUUCGGGAUGGUCAGAGUCCCAUUAGUGGUGGGGGAUUCGAGUCUAUCUUGGAGGAAGACGAACCUAUAAAGACUUCCGCGGGGAGUGAAGAGCUGCCGGAAACGGAGCACGCCGUGCGUUCUGUGAGGAAGGGACCAAAACUUGGGUGGUUAUAUCCUCAUGAAUGUCCCGAAUGUGAUAUGCGUUUCAAGUCGUCGGCACUCUUGGAGCUCCAUUCCCAUCUGCACCGGGAAGAUGCAGCGGAAGUCGGUAUGGAAUGCGUUGGGUGUGAUUAUGUUGGUACGGACCUCGAUGAUCUGCUGGAGCAUGUCGCUACGCAUGGAAAGACCGGCUCGGAAAUCACCAAGGCGAAAAAUGUUCGGAUAUGCCCGGUGUGCGGCUACGGAACACGGCAUACUCGCUCGCAUGUUCAGGUUAACCAUCCGGAGUGUUAUCGGGACUUGUACAGUACAUGGACACUGCAGUGUCAAGAGUGCCCGGAGAAGUUUCCCACCGAAUUCACGCUGCAUCAGCAUGUUAGACUGAGACAUCUGCAGAAAACUAGCCGUGUGUGUUCCAUAUGCGAUCAACGGUUUAAGACAUUCUCGGAAAUGCAUGAACAUGCGCAGUCACACAAAGUUGGAAAUGGGUUUCUUUGUAAAGAUUGUGGGAAGAUGUGUACGACGUACGCGAAACUGAAAGUCCACAUUUCAGUCAAGCACGGUGUUGCUGGACAGUUUAAAGGCAAAACCGAUCCGUUCUUUAAAAUCGUCAAAGAGUUCAUUGAUAGUCAGAAAGAAAAGGGAAUAUUAUAUGACAGAGUACGUCGUACACUGCAGUGCGAUCUGUGUGGCUCUCGUUUUCCCAGCACCGACCUACUCCAGCAACAUAAGCUGGUGCAUCAGUCGCCAGAAGAACGGCAGGAUGUCGUGUUGGCUUGCGUUGGAUGUGGGCACGUUGAUACGGAUUUCGGUUACUUCAUGCAGCACAUCAUGUCCCAUGCAGUACCGGAAGAAUCCUCUCGCAAGACACUUCCGAAGGUCCGUCCGUGUCAGUUCUGUGGCGUGCGGGACGUCAGCUUGAAGCAUUUGAAAGAGAGACAUCCAGCCGAGUAUGCACUGAAAACGGCCACCUUUGCCGAACGCUGUGAUAUCUGCUUGGAGAAAUUUUCAACUGUUUCCGCCAAGGCUCGCCACCAUCAAAAGGUACACGAAGGAAAGCGGCCACACUGCUGUUUAUUUUGUGGCGAAUGUUGCAACUCGCGUCAGGAACUGGCGCAGCACUAUCCGACCCACUGGCAACCCGACGGCUACCAGUGCCCGCAGUGUCAUCACAAAUACCCGCGGCUGGACAAACUGAAAUUCCACAUCGGCAACAUGCAUCCACCGCCACGCACCGUCCCCUGUCCUGUGUGUGAUCGGGUUUUCCCCACCAAGCGACGCCUGAAGCAGCACAUGGAGGCCCACUCCAACACCUACCGCCACACCUGCGAGCACUGCAAUAAGCCCUUCAAGCUCAGGAAGACCAUGCUCCGCCACGUGCAGUAUGUGCAUUUGGGAGUGAAGGCUCCUCCAAAGCCUUACAAGAAGCGAGCGAGCGAGCCCUGGAAACGCACUGACUAUGCGGCGUGUCCCUACAAAUGCGAGACCUGUCAAGCGGGAUAUCUCACGCGGGGCAUGUGGCUGCAUCACAUUUACAAACUACACCCCGGUGUCGACCUCUCCACUCUUCCUCCUUGAUUUUCUUGCACCCACUGGAGUCACAGCGUUGCCGUCUGGUUCGAACUCCUGUUUGUUGAAUUUGUUUAGUAUCUCGUUGAAACGCUAAAGAUGCGAACAUGACCAUCAGACCAUGCGUACUCUAUUACUCUGUAUAUGUGGAUGACUGGAAGUACCAAUUAAAAUACUGCCUCUUCAGCUUGUACAGCUUAAUUAAAGAUUAUUGCACUGGAUAAACAGGUGGAAAGUGGGAAUAGCAAAUCGGUUAUUUGCUGUGGACCGUGGAUAAAAUGCGCAUAGGAUUUGUUCCGGACUUGUUUUGCAUGUAGCUUCCAUUGUUAAUGGCGCUUAAAUACGUACUAUCAUCUAUAAGAAAUAUUCAAAAUUACUGGCGUAGAACUAUUUGAUGUUCACCGAAUUUCGAUUUAUUACCUAAGAGCAACCUUUUAUUACCUUAUUAUAAAGCUCGUAUGGGAAAUCCGAAAUUUCCUACAGGCUGUAAUACGCAGCCGUAAGCGUGGCUACGGCGUGUGCGCUGUACAUUUACCACGGAACCGGCUUGCACUCUGCAUAU